Messenger RNA from Botrytis byssoidea, 1950 nucleotides. RefSeq lists its product as uncharacterized. Gene Ontology annotation, cellular component: mitochondrion. The record is from RefSeq and is a predicted model, not a curated record. Bases 1 to 1950 code for a protein of 649 amino acids. NCBI's taxonomy places the organism in Eukaryota, Fungi, Ascomycota, Leotiomycetes, Helotiales, Sclerotiniaceae. Gene Ontology annotation, molecular function: NAD binding; malate dehydrogenase (decarboxylating) (NAD+) activity. Gene Ontology annotation, biological process: pyruvate metabolic process; malate metabolic process. The transcript is spliced from 4 exons.
AUGGCUCAAGCCUUCAAACGAAAUCUGAAUCCUCUCAAAUACAACAAUCUUACAUCAACCCCACAUACCAACUACCUCCGAAUCACCCCAUUGACUUCGAAACAGCAAGCAAUUAUGUCUUCCGAUAACCCUUCCCUUCAGAGAAACAUCUCGUCUGUUCACAAGCGCACCAAGCCAAAUGAAAAACAUCCCAAAUUCGGACAUCUACCUCUCAGUACCAGUGGUCCUCUAGAAUGUGCUUUAACAGGCACUGCACUUCUAAACACACCUUACCUCAACAAAGGUGCAGGCUUCCCAGCAGAUGAACGUAGAAAGUUUAAGUUGACAGGAUUAUUGCCGUCAAAUGUCUCGACUUUGGAUCAACAAGUUAAGAGGGCUUAUGAUCAAUAUAGUUCGAGAUCAGAUGAUUUGGCGAAGAAUACUUUCAUGACUUCGUUGGCUGAUCAGAAUGAGGUUCUAUAUUACAGAUUGAUCCAAGAUCAUAUGAAGGAAAUGUUCUCCAUUAUCUAUACACCAACAGAAGGCGAGGCGAUUGAGAACUAUUCUAGAAUAUUUAGAAGACCUGAUGGUUGUUUCCUGAAUAUUGAUGAUACAGAUCGAAUUCAUGACGAUUUAGCGCAAUGGGGUGGACCAGAAGAUAUUGACUACAUUGUUGUCACUGACGGAGAAGAAAUUCUCGGAAUCGGAGACCAAGGAGUCGGUGGUGUCUUGAUCUCAGUUGCAAAACUAGUUCUCACCACACUCUGUGCUGGAAUCCAUCCAAAUCGUACACUCCCAGUUGUCUUAGAUUGCGGAACCGAUAACGAGAAACUUCUCAACGAUGAUCUAUACCUUGGUUUGAAGAAAUCCAGAGUGAGGGGCAAGGAAUACGACGAUUUUGUCGACAAAUUUGUUCAAAAUGCCCGAAAACUUUAUCCUAAUGCAUAUAUUCAUUUCGAGGAUUUCGGUCUUCCAAAUGCCCGAAGAAUCCUCGACCGAUAUCGUCCCGAGAUGGCUUGCUUCAAUGAUGAUGUCCAAGGAACUGGAUGUGUCACCUUGGCAGCAAUGAUGGCCGGUCUUCACGUGAGCAAAAUCAAGAUCGAAGACACACGAAUUGUGAUCUUCGGUUCCGGAACAGCUGGAACCGGAAUUGCAGAUCAAAUUCGCGAUGCCAUUGCAGCAGAUAGUGGAAAGUCCAAGGAAGAAGCCGCCAAGCAAAUCUAUUGUGUGGAUAAGCCCGGUCUCCUUCUGAAGUCCCACGGUGACAAACUCACGCAUGCACAAAUUCCCUAUGCACGUGAAGAUUCAGAUUGGAAAGAUAAAAACCACAGUGAUCUUCUCCAGGUCAUCAAAGAAGUCAAACCGCACGUCUUAAUCGGUACCUCCACAAAACCCAAAUCCUUCACCAAAGAAAUCAUCCAAGAAAUGGCCUCUCACGUCGACCGACCUAUCGUUUUCCCCCUCAGCAACCCUACCCGUCUUCACGAAGCCGAUCCAAAAGACAUCAACGAAUGGACCAAAGGCAAAGCUUUGAUCGCCACCGGCUCACCUUUCCCACCCGUCAAAUACGAAGGCCAUGAAUACGAAGUUGCAGAAUGUAACAACUCGACCUGUUUCCCCGGCAUCGGUCUCGGAUGCGUUCUCUCCCGCACAAAAUUAUUGAGUGAUAAGAUGCUAGUCUCAGCCGUCAAAGCACUAGCAGCUCAGAGUCCGGCAUUGAAGAAUCCAGACAAGGGAUUAUUACCCGAUGUUGCCGAUGUACGCGAAAUCAGCGUUCGUAUUGCUAAAGCGGUGAUCAAAACGUCGGUAGAGGAAGGUCUGGCACAGGAGAAGGGCAUUCCAACUGAAGAUGAAGAUUUAGAAGAGUGGAUUAGAGAACAAAUGUGGGAUCCAGUAUACAGACCAUUCAAGCUGGUGGAGAAGGAGACUGCAAGCAGAAAUGCAAGUGGUAAGAGUGGAACUGCGGAUUAG